AUGUCUGAUUCUGAUUCUGAUUUAGAAUUGCAACUCUCAUCACACGCUCUUGCAGCAUUACAGGAGUUCAGACAGGAGGAGGAGGAGAGACAAAAAGAAUUCGAGCGGAUGUACAACAAUGCGGAUGAAGAAUUUCAAACAAAGAAGAGGCAACAAGGUAUGGAACUCUUCAAGGAAGAUUGGCAAUUAUCACAAUUUUGGUAUAAUGAAGAAACUGCCAACACCUUGGCCAAAGCUCUACUUGAUGGUGCUGAUGAAGAUACAUGCAUUGCAGUUGUGAGCGCACCUUCCGUAUAUGCUGCCAUUUUGAAAUUAAAUGAUGAUGAGAUCCCAACUAAGCAUAUAUAUUUACUGGAGUUUGAUAAACGAUUUGAACUACUUGCAGGCACUGACAAGUUCCUCUUUUACGAUUAUUCUAAACCUUUAGACUUUGACUCUAAGCUGAAGGGAAAGGUUGACCGGUUAUUAAUUGACCCUCCUUUUCUCAACGAACAUUGUCAGACAAAUUCAUCUAUCACAGCGAAGGCUUUACUGGCCCCUAAAACUGAUACGAAAACAAAAUGUGGUGUUCUGAAGCAUCGCCUCAUCUCAUGUACUGGAGAAAGAAUGAGGGCAAUUAUCAAGAAAAACUAUCCUGAUACCGAGAUUACUACAUUUCUCCCUGAACAUAUGAAUGGCUUAAGCAACGAAUUUAGGUGCUAUGCUAACUUCGAAUGGGAUGGAUGGAGCUUUUCCAAGAAAGAUUAA
This is a messenger RNA of Eremothecium gossypii ATCC 10895, 747 nucleotides long. It is a transcript of the gene EFM5, whose product is annotated as protein-lysine N-methyltransferase. Bases 1 to 747 code for a protein of 248 amino acids. The record is from RefSeq and is marked provisional. The transcript has a single exon. Gene Ontology annotation, molecular function: protein-lysine N-methyltransferase activity. Lineage: Eukaryota; Fungi; Ascomycota; Saccharomycetes; Saccharomycetales; Saccharomycetaceae.